UCCCCUUUAGUGGCCCAUCGGAUUCGACGUCGGUUUCGGAGUGGCACCGCGCGUCGAGUACAUAUCAUAUUAAGCGAUUUCCACUCACGACACGUCACGUCUCUAAGCCGUUCGCGGAAUUCUUAAGUGUUAUCUUUCAGAAACAAUAAAAAAAAAAAAAAUAUGUAAUAAAAACAAUUUCGAAUACGCGUUCGGAAACCGGGGUCGGGCGCCUACAGCUGUGGCGCCGUCGAGCGGCGGCGGCGGCGUCACGCGCUACGACAACAACGCGGCGCACGCACACACACUUGCGAUCCACAACAGUUGUACGUUUUUGUAGAUAAUAACAAUUUCGCGCGUUGUGUGUGUGUAGGUGACGACGAGGUGUCGAACGCGAGAUAACCGCGAUAACGUGUACGGCCACCGAACGUCAUUGUUGCAACCGCGUCCGACCAUCUCGCGACACUUCUGUUCACCGUCGCCGACGUCGUCUACGUGCGCAACCACGAAUUCCAAGUCCGGUAGACGUCGAUCACUCAACGCACCUUUGUGCCCUUGCGCCCCGCCGAGACCAACGGUAAAUGGCACCGGCCCUAUCGCAAUCCGUUUCGCAUCUGGCCCGUUGACUUUACUGGUAAAAGUAUUCGUAUCGUGCGACACGACGACGCACUCCCCGCCGCCGCCUCCGCUGCCAAACACCGUCGAAACACCUUCGCGUACCGUUCAACGUUUCGUCGUUCUCCACCACCCUUCCCUCCCCCACAAGCACGGCUUGUAGUGAUGUGUUGAUCGACGACGAGUUUUCGCGCUUGUGAUUUCUCGUUCGCGCCUUCUCGUUCUUUACCCGCGAACGCGCGCCAGCCAAAAAGGCGGUGGCCGUCGUCAAUUCUCCGGAAUCUUGUGCAUCCAUCGUCACUGGCAAUAUGUGGAAAGUACGAGAACUGGCCGAUAAAGUGACGAACGUAGUCCUAAAUUACACAGAAAUUGAAGCCAAAGUCAGAGAGGCGACCAACGAUGAAGCUUGGGGACCCACAGGUAAUUUAAUGCAAGAAGUAGCUCAAGCAACAUUCAUGUUUGAACACUUCCCUGAAGUUAUGGGAAUGUUGUGGAAGCGAAUGUUACACGAAAAUAAGAAAAACUGGCGAAGGACUUACAAAAGUUUAUUGUUAUUAAAUUAUUUGGUAAAAAAUGGAUCUGAAAGAGUUGUUACAUCAGCACGUGAACAUAUUUAUGAUUUAAGAGGAUUAGAAAAUUAUUCAUUUGUUGAUGAAUUUGGUAAAGACCAAGGAAUUAACAUAAGGCAUAAAGUAAGAGAGCUUAUUGAUUUCAUACAAGAUGAUGAUAAGUUGCGCGAAGAGAGAAAAAAAGCUAAAAAAAACAAAGAUAAAUAUAUUGGAUUGUCCAGUGAAGCCAUGGGUUACAAAGGAUCAGGAACUGAAAAAUGGGAUGAAGUACCAAGAUGGAAAAAAGACAGUAACAAUGAAUUUAGUGACAAAAAAAGUAGUAGCACUCUAGGGUUUGAAGAAUCCCCUAAUAACAGUGAUGAAAAUGAUGUAGUGGAUUCUGAACCAGAACUUGAUUUGCCACAAAAACCUUCUGUUGAAGCAUAUAAAGAUCGUAGUAUGUCCCCUACUAAAAUUCAAAGCCCGUCAAAACAUAGAACACCUAUUAAACGUAUUGAUUUGGGUGCAGCAGCACAUUACGGCAAAAUACAAACUGAAAUCAAAUCUCCAGUAGCUACCACUAGCCCAAUAGAAACUGAGCUGAACUCUGUAGAUUUGUUAAAUAUUGUAGAUAACAGCAAUAAGCAAUCAAAUGAUUUUGGAGAUUUUAAUGCAGCAUUCAGUACUGCUCCUAGUACUGGUACUGCAUUAAAUAACUUAAGUACUAAUAAUGAUGAAUUUGCUGAUUUUAGUUCAGCAUUUACUCGGUCAACCACUUUAAACAGCAAUAUUGCAAGUUUAUCUAACCAAAAAUUAAUUUCAAAUACUGAUCUCCUAACGUCGUUACCACAAUCAUCUACAAAUGGAACAAGUCGUAAUUUGUUAGAUAUGAAUUUUGACACUUUAGAUAAUACAGCAACUGGAACAAUAUUGAAGAAACUUCUAGAAUCUAUUCACCAACAAUCAGAUUCAAAUAUAAUAAAAGUUUUAGAAGAAUUUAUUGAAUAUUUACCAGGCCCAAUGACUCCUCAAAAAUUUACAGGACUUGAUUGUUAUCCAAAUUAUUCUCAAGUUAUCAAAAUAUAUAGCCAAGUACUAGAAAGUAUUUUAGAACAUACAAAUUUUAUCAAUUAUAUUGAUUUAAUUUCAAAGAUAUUUGCCCCGGAUGGUGGUACACUAGAAAUGCUUGACAUAUCAUUACAUAUUUUAUGGAAUUAUAUUGCAUUAAAUUCAUUAUCCUAUAAAACUGAUUGUGCUAUUGAAUUAAUCAGCAAAAUUUUAAUAAGUGAUUUAAUUAAAUCUUCAAUUAUUACUGAAACUCUAAACUCAAAUCACAGUCGUUUUACAAUUAUUAUUGAUUUUUUAUUAUCAUUACCAAAUAGACUGGCCAACAAAGUUGGAAAGAAUUUACCUAAAUUAUUUAUUCCUGUAGAGUUUUCAAAUAGAAUAAUGAAUAAUAUAUUAUAUGUCAUUGACCAAUUGAGCCAAUUUUAUACUUUGGAAAAAAAGAAACCUAAUACAAAGCCAAUUUCAAUAAUUCUUGGGAAAACUAUUGCUUCUUUUCUUCAAAACGACUUUCAUACUACUUGGAAUAUUUUAGAAUGCUGGUGCUUGGACAAUAACUAUGCUGUAGUUAUUAGAAGUAUUUUCUCAGAAGUUGAUAGAAGAGCAAUUGAUAGACUUGGUUACUUGUUUUGUCGUAAAUUAUCAACAACUGUUUCAAUUCAUAAUAUCAUUGAAAAUGCAAUUAUUGAUGUACCUAACUGGAAUUACACUUUGUGCAAAAAAAUGAUAUUUCUUUUUUAUCACGAAGAUGAUAAUAUAGUAGUAAAUCUGAUGAAUUAUUUGUACUUAGUUCAACAAAAGUCUAAUACAAAUAUAUUAAGCUCUUUAAUCUUAGAACUUGUUGAAAUUUGGGGUGAUAAAAGUGCAUUGAUUCAUACACCAUUUGAACAACAUUAUUAUUUAUCUAAACUUAUUGUUGUUGGUUCAAUAUGUUUAGCAAAUAUUACGUUGGAUGAAGAUUAUAAAAGAAAUCUGGAAAUUAAACUCUUUGAAGGUGUUCCUGUUCAUCUUGGGAGUUCAGAAGAAAAAGUACGAACCAUAGGAAUGGUGUUAGCAGAAAUUGUUAUUGGUUGUAUGAAAUCCAAUGAAAAAGAUACUCCUAGCUUAAAAUUUGAGUAUGAUGGAUUACAAGAAGAAUCACAAUUGAUAAUAAAAACAUUAAAUGAAUUAAAACAUUUUAAAUGUAGUAAUGAUUUGAUGUUUAAUAAUGCUUUUAAAAUGUUAAAUAAUUUUUUCCAAGAAUCAAAUGUCAACAAAAUAGAAAAUUCUAAUGUAAUUAGUACAUUCCAUAGUAUAAAAGUAAAUAAUAUAAACAAUUCACUUGAUAAUAGUCUAGAUAGUGAUGAUGAUGAGUUUGAGCCUUAUGACUUAUCAAAUGAUGUUGAGAUAGAUUUAAAAAGUAGACCCAAAUACAUUCGUGAUCUUAUUGAUGGUUUAAACGAGCAAAAAGAUUUUAAGGUGUGGUGUGGUAGCUUAGAAGUGUCUGAAAGUCUUAUUAAAUCACAGUUAUCUAAUGAUGAUCCUUCUUUUGCCAUUGAGUUAUUAACAUUAUUAAUGAGUAUAGAACAACGGUUUUAUAUAGAAAAUUUUGAAAUUUUAAGAUUUCAAUCUGCUGUUGCUGUUGUAACUGUCUAUCCUUACGAUUGUUCAAAAUACCUUUGUAAUCUUUUUUAUGAAUCUAUUGGUAGAUAUGCUGUUUCCCAUCGUAUAUUGAUAUUAAAAGUUCUAACUAACUCAGCUCAAGAGUUAUCUGGCUUUAAAAAAACUGAAGAAAAACAAAAAGAACAAAUUGUAGAAAAUAGUCAUACAAAAUACUGGGAAGAUAUUAUCAAAAAAAGAAUUCAGCAUAAGACAAGAAUAAUUUCCAAUCCCAGAACACCUAUUAAAUAUCAAAGUAAUAGAUUUGUAUCAGUAGCUGAUGCAUUUUUCUUCCCUCUUAUUCGGGGGAAUUUAAUAAAUCCUAUUGUUAACCCAAAAAUGGACCAUAGUGAGCAGUUGAAUAUUCUUGGUGUGCAUUUAUUGAAUUCUUUAUCAAUAAUAUUGUGUUGUGCUGUAAAUUCUAUGCAUGCGACCCGUAUGGCUGUAGAGCUCUUAGAAUGGACUUGGUCAUUAAGAUUUCAUUAUGAUGUUAAAAUAAGAAUGGCUGUUAUGGGUUGUGUUGCUGCUGUUUUGUUAUCCGUACCAAAAUCAAGAAUAGUUGACUUGGGAAAUUUAUUAGAAGAAUUUAUUAUGUGGUUGGAAAAUAUUGUUACAUCUGAAGGAAUAAUGAAUAAAGUCGAUAAUGAAGUAAAUCAGGAAGCGAGAAAAUUUGCCAUGCAAGUUCUUCUCCUUUAUAAAAAUGUUGGUCUUCUUUGCCAUUGAAUCAAAUGAUUCAACCGGUAUCAUUUGCUCAGAAUAGUAAUACAGACAACAAAUCACCUGGAAACUUAAAUAAAAUACAGUUGGGCAGUACAUGGAGUGGAGUGAAGGAUCUAAAUAUAGACUUGGAUAAUCUAUUAUCACCUGGUAGUAAAUCGCCAAAUUCUAUUUCAAUA
This is a messenger RNA of Sipha flava (yellow sugarcane aphid), 4741 nucleotides long. It is a transcript of the gene lqfR, whose product is annotated as telomere length regulation protein TEL2 homolog. The record is from RefSeq and is a predicted model, not a curated record. Gene Ontology annotation, molecular function: Hsp90 protein binding; telomeric repeat DNA binding. Lineage: Eukaryota; Metazoa; Arthropoda; Insecta; Hemiptera; Aphididae. Gene Ontology annotation, biological process: protein stabilization; telomere maintenance via telomerase. The transcript has 12 exons. Bases 903 to 4568 code for a protein of 1221 amino acids. Gene Ontology annotation, cellular component: cytosol.